UUUCUCUCUCUAAAAAACACCCAAAUACCAAACCCAUGAGCUGAAUCGGACCCUUCUUCUGGGUUAACCUUGGGUUGGGUUGGGUUGGGUUUGGUUGGGUUUGGUUCUUUUUGUAUUGUAACCUUUGACUCUAUUCUCUCUCUCUCUUUGCCAUUGUGUUGGCCGGCGUCGCUAUCUCUUAUCGUCCACCUCCUCCCCCCCUCUUCACGCCAUUCUUAUCGCCUUUCCACGCUUCCAAAAAUAAUCCACGAAUUCUCUUUGUUUUUAGCUUCUUCCUCUUUUCUCUCUCUCUCUAAAAAGUGGGGGAUUACUGUGAUGGCUCCAUAUCCUUCUUUGAGUUGAAGGAAAGGGAGUGGGGUUUUUUUUUUUUAAUUUCCUCAAGAGAGAGACGACCUUGAUUUGGCUCCUUAUUCUCGUUCUGGUUCUUGUGAUCUCUUCUGGCACCAGCAUGAGAAGGAAGAGGGUUUUUUGAGGAGCAGGUUCUUGGGUUUGUUCUCUCACACUGCCCCAUCGCCAUGGCAGGGGGCAACGAAGUCACCCUCAACGAUUCCAGGAUGGUGGUUCCAUUAAACACAUGGGUGCUCAUCUCUAACUUCAAGCUGGCCUAUAAUCUCCUACGACGCCCGGACGGGACGUUCAAUCGCCACUUGGCUGAAUUCCUUGAUCGCAAGGUCUCUCCCAACGCAACACCUGUCGAUGGGGUCUACUCCUUUGAUGUUAUUGUGGACCGCACCUCUAGCCUCUUGAGCCGCAUAUACAGGCCUGAACCUGAAACCGAGCCAGGCAACAACCUGUUGGGCUCCUCAGUGUCCAUCGAGCCUGCCCCUUCCACCUCCACGCUACCCAUCAUCAUUUUCUUCCAUGGCGGCAGCUUUGCCCACUCAUCAUCCAAUAGCGCCAUCUAUGACACCCUUUGUCGCCGCCUUGUUGGCCUGUGCAAUGCAGUCGUGAUCUCCGUGAAUUAUCGCCGAUCCCCCGAGAACCGAUACCCAUGUGCUUAUGAUGAUGGGUGGGCGGCCCUCAAGUGGGUGAGCUCGAGGCCAUGGCUCAAGUGUGAAGCCGAAUCGAAGCUCCGCAUUUUCUUGAUGGGCGAUAGCUCGGGGGGUAAUAUCGCCCACCACGUGACCCAAAUGGCUGUGGAAUCGGGAAUGGAGAUUGCCGGGAACAUCUUGUUGACGCCCAUGUUCGGGGGACAGAAGAGGACGGAGUCGGAAAGGAGAUUGGAUGGGAAAUACUUUGUGACAAUUCAAGAUAGGGAUUGGUAUUGGAAGGCCUUUCUACCUGAAGGCGUGGAUAGGGAUCACCCAGCUUGUAAUCCAUUCGGUCCCAAGGGAAUGGAUUUGGAAGGACUUUCAUUUCCUAAGAGCCUCAUUGUGGUUGCGGGGCUUGAUCUUAUGCAAGACUGGCAAUUGGGUUAUGCUGAAGGGUUGAAGAAGGUGGGGAAAGAGGUGAAGCUAAUAUAUUUGGAGCAGGCGACGAUCGGGUUUUAUUUGCUGCCUAAUACGGAGCAUUACUAUAGUGUGAUGGAGGAAAUCAGGAACUUUGUGUGUACUGACUGUUAAUAUACUGACCUCCGGCGCACGUCAACACAUUACCAUGAUCAAUCGAUUCUUUUCUCCUUUUUCUUUGUUUUGCUGUUGGGGUUUUGUUUUUUUCCCUAAUUGUCUUGUGCAGUGUCAAAUUUACUUACCAUUGCAUAUACCCAGAGGGGUAGCACGGCACUGAAGAUGGAGCUCCAAGACUCAUUUAGGCCCAUCCCCUUCUUCAAAUGAAGGACUUCUGGUGUGGAUGAUGGACGCGUAUGGGAAAUGUCCAUCAAAAUGGUGGGUUUUGAGGAUCCACUGAUUAUGUAUGUUAAUACUCUUUUUUCUCUCUCCGUGUUGGACGCAGGCGAGGGAUACGGCGAUGGCCCCUAUUUGGUGGCACCCAGCUGAUUUAGGUGCUAAUUCCAGCAGAAAUGGAGGAUUAACUCAACGCCCAUGCUGCUGUAUUAUACUUUAAUUUGUGUGUCCUUAGAACUGUAAUUUCUAUAUCUGUGGAUUGUUAAAGUGUUGGUGAUGAAAUAUGAAGAAUAGUGUUUUUGAGAUUUCUCUAUGGAACUUUUCUGUCUUGUGA
This is a messenger RNA of Amborella trichopoda, 2115 nucleotides long. Its product is annotated as gibberellin receptor GID1C. Gene Ontology annotation, molecular function: hydrolase activity; gibberellin binding. Gene Ontology annotation, cellular component: cytoplasm; nucleus. Lineage: Eukaryota; Viridiplantae; Streptophyta; Magnoliopsida; Amborellales; Amborellaceae. The record is from RefSeq and is a predicted model, not a curated record. Gene Ontology annotation, biological process: positive regulation of gibberellic acid mediated signaling pathway; floral organ morphogenesis; raffinose family oligosaccharide biosynthetic process.